UUCAGAAAUUCACAGGUAGAAGCAAAACGCAAGCCGCGCAGCAGCAAUCAGCAGAGCCCCUAGCUUUGCCUCGCUGCGCUCGCUUGCAUCUUCUUCCUGAUCCACUCCUCCGUCGCCAUGAUGGCCUGGCCGGAAGAACCGCAGCCCCAUAAUGGUAACGGCGAGUGGCCCGACGCAGAACUGUUCGAGUCCGCCAACUUCUACCCGUCCGACGCCAGUGAUGAGCGGGCACAGCAUGGUGCCAACAACUUCCUGAACACCGCCAACCAAGACACUGGAGGAUCUGCGGGCCUUACAUACUCAGCGUCAUGCCCGUCAUUCUCAGGGAUGGACGACACCGACGAGUUUAUGGGCGGGACUGCUGGUGGCAAUGGCCUCAUGCCCUACCCGUUCGACUCGCAGGAGCCACUCAUGGAUGCAUUGGGCCAAUCUGAGGACACAUCGUUCCCUAACGACAAGAACUAUGACAUGCUGCUGCAGUUCCAGCAGGAAUACCAGAACUCCUCGCAGCGCCAGUUCCCGCAUCAGCAAGUGAUGGGGCACCCCAUGGACUUAAUGCAACAGCAGCAGAUGUCCGGAGGAAGACGCGGCUUCCACGGCUCGCAAUCAUUCACCAGUCUGUCCAAUAUGGAAUCCGAGUAUAACCGAAUGAAUGCUAAUAGCAAGAGAAAGAAAGGAACCGAGCGAUGGAUGAAGCUGCAGCGUCACAAAUCCUUUGACUCCUCGACGCCCAUUUCGGAUUCUUUUAGCUUUGAUCCCAAUGCGACUUUUGGCAGCGCGUUCGGGUCAUCGAACCCCACGCCCGACCAGCUGCUCCAAGAACCACCGGAUAGUGACAUGAUUGGAUUCUCUAUUGACGACUUCCCACCUUCGAUCCAAUCCAAUGACCCAAAUUGGCCUCCAGUCGCGUAUGGAUCCGCACCGAGCGCUAUCGGUGGGAAUUAUAUGCAGCAGGCGCACCAGAAGCGUCACCAGCAGCAGCAGCAUCAUCAUCAUCAUCAUCAUCAUCAAGCUUCUAUGCAGUCAUUGAGUGACGCUAGUGGUGAUAAUUCGGUAUCCUCAUCGGCAGAAGUCGAACCUGUGUCGGAGUUGGACAUGCUACUGUCGGAGAACGAACGAGCGAACCUUUUUGAUGCUAUUCGCGAUUUCGAGUCGCCUAACGUGAUGGAUGCCCAGCCCUCACCUGAACAACCUCCUCAGCAGUCUGCACAAAUAUCACUGAACGAAACGAAGGAGCAGAGCGGCGCGUCUUCAACGGAGAGAAAGAAGACGACAGCUAGCUCUUCGAUCCACCCUGGAAGUCACCAGAAAAGCCUAAAUAAUGCUCCGAGACCGCUGACGUUGGACUCGUCUUCGUUAGCUCCUCCAGCUGGGAUGCCUCCCUCCGGUUGUGUUCCGAUGCGUACGCGUCUCCACCAGAUUCUGGUGCAUUCCGUGCAGAACUCGGAUGCUGGGUCUUCGUUGUCGUCUUACGAACGCAAUUACCUGAUGCAGUCGCCGUUGUUUUUCCCAGCCAAAGCACCCGAGACGGCUGGAUCCCUGUGGCUAUUGUUGCACGCAGCGCAGUGUGAAAGCGGUUGUGAAAUAGGCGGAUGCAGUGUUAUGCGUCGCGUGCUGAAUCACUGUCUUGGAUGCGAACUCGUUGUUGGCAAGUGCAAACAACCCUGUAACGACGCCAAGGCGAUGCUUCUUCACUAUGGUUCAUGUAACAGCAAGGGUAGUAUGCAUGGACGUUCAUGUUCAGUUUGCUGGAAUUUACUGGAGAUCGACUAUUCCCACCAAGCGCUGAGCAAUGGCAAUGGAGGUGGACGUUCCAAUGGCCAGACACCGAGCACCGCUCCGUCAUCGUUCGUGUCGACGUCACCGUCACCGUUAAUGGGGACACCACCGCUUGUGCCAAUGCCUAUGAGCCCUGGUUUGGGAAGCUCACCAGCAUACCGUUCACCAUCGAGACGCUCGACAAGUUGCUCAGGCACCACGAAGCAUGUGCCUAUACAGCCGAAUCCGCUUCCGACGGCUUCGAACCCGAUGGGGCUUAUGGGUGCUUUACCUCCCCAUUUCGGGUACUCCCUUUCAUUGUAUUUGGAGCAGACAUCUGCUCCGUUCCGCGCAGAAGUCAAGUCUCGUGUCGAGAAGCGCGUGACUGCUGCCGCCGGCCAAGACUUGCUGCAACACAUGCAGAAGAAGACGCGAUUGCGUAGUCUGGACGACCUCCGCUCCGAGGCUCGAACUAUUGUGCUGGGGGAGAUGGAGCGGGAACUUCACCUACAUAUGCAAGCGUACAAUUGGGCCAAUUCGACCUCGAGCGGCAGCUUGCCCGAGGGAUCGUCGCAACUUCCUCCGUAUCUGCUGAACUUCUCGGUGGCUGGAUUCGGUGCCUUUCAAGCUCAGCAGGCUGCGUUCCAGGCGGCUGUAGCCACAGGAUCGUCACUACCACCUGCAGUGCCAUCAACUUCGCCGCCGGUGGGUGCUCGACGAUCCGCCAAGCUCGCCCCCAGUGGUAGUCCGCCGAAGGCUCCUGCACGCGAGAAGUGAACUGGCAAGAGUUUUUGAAGUGUCAUGUGAUGAAAAGUGGUAAUUUAUUCCGUCAAUAAUUAAUUGUACCUAAAUGCUCGUUCAUUGGCCA
Messenger RNA from Phytophthora nicotianae INRA-310, 2626 nucleotides. RefSeq lists its product as hypothetical. The coding region runs from base 118 to 2535 and encodes 805 amino acids. The record is from RefSeq and is a predicted model, not a curated record. The transcript is spliced from 3 exons. NCBI's taxonomy places the organism in Eukaryota, Oomycota, Peronosporomycetes, Peronosporales, Peronosporaceae.